This is a messenger RNA of Hydra vulgaris (swiftwater hydra), 648 nucleotides long. Its product is annotated as 52 kDa repressor of the inhibitor of the protein kinase-like. The record is from RefSeq and is a predicted model, not a curated record. NCBI's taxonomy places the organism in Eukaryota, Metazoa, Cnidaria, Hydrozoa, Anthoathecata, Hydridae.
AUGAAUUCAGAUACAAAUAUAAAAAUUAUGCUAAAUGAAAAGUACGAAGCGGAAGUAAAAGAAUCACGCGAAAGUUUGGUGCCGAUUAUUAAAACUGUUAUCCUUUGCGGUAGACUAGGGAUUGAAACAAAUGAUGGACUUAUAAAGGCAGAUAGAAACUUCAAAUCACUGUUGGCUUAUCGGGUUGAUGCUGGAGACAAAGUUUUAGAACACCAUUUAAAAAGUUCAGGAAAAAAUGCAACAUAUAUUUCAAAAACGGUUCAAAAUGAACUAAUAGACAUUUGUGGUCAAAUUAUAACAGAAAAAAUAAUUAAAGAGGCUAAAAUUGCUAAGUACUUUUCAGUGAUUGCAGAUGAAACGACUGAUGUUUCUCAUCACGAGCAGUUAUCUGUAUGCAUUCGUUUUGUGUGUUUGAUAAAUGGUUUUCAUACAACCAGAGAAGAAUUUUUAAACUUUAAGAAAGCUAAUGAUGUUAGUGGUAAAGGGUUAGGUGAACUAAUUAUUCAAACUCUGAAAAGACAUAGUCUCGACCUUUCUUACUUAGUAGGUCAAGGUUAUGAUGGCGCAUCAUCCAUGUCUGGUUGUUAUAAUGGUGUCCAUGAGCACGUAAGACAGGUGGCUCCAUCCAUUAUUGCAAACACUCAAUAA